GUCAUAUAGAUUCGCACGGUCCCCCCGUUCUUUUUUCUUUUCCCGAACCAGUUACUGAUUCAGGGAACAGUCUUAACACAAGGCCAUACUCUACUAAUGCUUAUCGUAGAACAAUAAAAAGAAGAGAUCGUAUACUUUAUAAUAAAUACCGGAAUAAUAAUACUACUACUACAUCAAGGGACGAAUCAAAUAAUAAUAACAUUUUGCAUACAUUAGAAAGAAUAGGAAGGAUAUUAUAUGUAGUACUAUCAUUGAUUUUUCUUGUGACCUUCUUAUAUAUAAUUUUUAAUUUCUUGUGGAUUCUUAAAGAUGCAAUAGAUGCAAAUGUGGAAGAACAUUUACGAGAAAUAAUUCAAUUAAGAUCUGAAUGUUCAAGAAACUAUAUAAUUAAUCGAUGUAAUCCUGAAGAAAGACUUCCAGCUGCAGAAACUGCAUAUUUCACCACUAUUAACAAACAAGCAAGGGGUAACAUUUAUUAUAAAGCAUUUAACGAAAUGAUAAAGACUUUAAUGGAUUGGUCAACUGCGUUUUCUGUAAUGAUAACUAUUACUAUUGUAUAUGCAUUUGGUGCUCUUAUUAAACUUUUAAGUCAGCUAAUACGUUUAUGUCGAUUGCAAGAGAACUAA
Molecule: messenger RNA, 626 nt
Organism: Diversispora eburnea
Lineage: Eukaryota; Fungi; Glomeromycota; Glomeromycetes; Diversisporales; Diversisporaceae
Source: the annotation of a GenBank genome assembly